AUAUGGAGAAGUUCAAAAAGAUGAUUGUGAACAUGAUGAAGAGAGAGAAGUUAUAUGCAUCUCAGGGCGGUCCUAUUAUCCUAUCACAGAUAGAAAACGAAUAUAACAUUAUCAAGCUUGCAUUUAAGGAGAAGGGAGCAUCUUAUGUUCAAUGGGCCGGAAACAUGGCAGUUGGGAUAAAGACUGGAGUGUCAUGGGUGAUGUGUAAGCAAAGAGAUGCCCCUAAUCUAGUGAUCAACUCAUGCAAUGGAAGGAACCGUGGAGAUACUGUUGUUGGCCCGAAUCGACCAUACAAGCCUGUGUUAUGGACUGAGAACUGGACUGCUCAGUACAAAGUGUUUGGUGACCCACUAUCUCAGAGAUCAGCUGAAGAUCUUGCAUUCUCAGUUGCUCGCUUCUUCUCCAAGAAUGGCAUGCUCGUAAACUACUACAUGUAUCAUGGUGGAACGAACUUUGGUAGAACAACUUCCUCAUUUGUAACAACUCGCUAUUACAAUGAAGCUCCUCUCGACGAAUAUGGUUUUCAAAAGGAACCCAAGUGGGGUCACCUCAGGGACUUGCACUCUGCUCUGAGACUUUGUAGGAAGGCUUUGCUUUGGGGGCUUCCCAAUGUUCACACAAUGGGGAAGGAUAUAAAGGCCCUUGUUUAUGAGAAGCCAAGAACUAGUGUGUGCACUGCCUUCCUCACCAACAAUGAUACUAGAGUAGCUGCAACUGCAACUUUCAGAGGUGUUGAAUUUUAUCUACCCUCUCGUUCGAUCAGUAUUCUCCCUGAUUGUAAGACUAUGGUCUUCAACACUCAAAGGGUAAUUUGCAAUCUCUACCACUUGUUUUCUCAAACAUUGUUAAACAACAUUACAGAAAAAAAUAAAAUAAAAAAUUAAGAUUUAGGAAAACACUGGAAUUAUUGGGUAUACAAUAGCUCAUGGCCUACUAAUUGUCUAAAACAUUCUAUUAAUUUCAUAAAAUUCCCUCUUUCAUUUACACUUGCAGAAAUUAAACAUAUUUUUACUAGAGACCUCAAAUGGGUCUUUUACCAUGUCCAACACUUAAAUUAUUGACAUACAAGCUAUAACUAUGACAUAUUGUCUCAAUUUAACAUAUGGUAACCCUGUUGGUUGUAUCCAAAUAGGUAACUUCACAACACAAUGCAAGGGACUAUCAUCUAGUGAAGGAAUCUGAUUCAGGAAGCAACAUUCUCUAGGCCUUCUCUAGCCCUUCAGGCAGCUAAUUCAAUCCCAACAGCAGCAGCAACAACACCAAUACUUCCAGCCACAGCAACAGUAGUAGCCCUCUCACACGGACACAACGUCCACAUCACUGUAGUGGAUCAUGGCGAACCUGGUGAAGCAUCAGGAUGUGCAGGCCAAGCUGAUGGAAGAGAUCACUCAGGUUGUGGGGGAUGGAUGAGAAGACAUUGAAGAGGAGGAUUUACAAUGGAUGUAAUAUCUGAAGGCAGUGAUCAUUCUAGAAAAGAGCAAGGAAUUGUUAGAUUAUUGAAGCCUGGAAAUGAAAUGUUGUAUUGAAAUUGGAAAUUGGAA
Magnolia sinica is the source of this 1541-nucleotide messenger RNA. Its product is annotated as beta-galactosidase 14-like. The record is from RefSeq and is a predicted model, not a curated record. Bases 3 to 884 code for a protein of 293 amino acids. The transcript has 2 exons. Gene Ontology annotation, cellular component: vacuole; cell wall. NCBI's taxonomy places the organism in Eukaryota, Viridiplantae, Streptophyta, Magnoliopsida, Magnoliales, Magnoliaceae. Gene Ontology annotation, biological process: carbohydrate metabolic process. Gene Ontology annotation, molecular function: beta-galactosidase activity.